Messenger RNA from Botrytis byssoidea, 1062 nucleotides. RefSeq lists its product as uncharacterized. The coding region runs from base 1 to 1062 and encodes 353 amino acids. The transcript is spliced from 2 exons. NCBI's taxonomy places the organism in Eukaryota, Fungi, Ascomycota, Leotiomycetes, Helotiales, Sclerotiniaceae. The record is from RefSeq and is a predicted model, not a curated record.
AUGGCUUUACGAGUUGCUCAAGUCUGCGGCAUCUGGUUCUGGCUCGCCUUCGCCUUCUUCCUCUUCGUCAUCUUCCACCAAUCCAACCUCGUGCUCCCCACCCCCAACCUAGAUGCACCCUCCCAAUUCCACCCCUCCAUCUCCUCCCCCUCCCCCUCCAAACCCCUCACCAUCCAACAACGCAUCUCGCGCUCCGAAUCCGCCUGGCGCACCUCCGUCUCGCUCCGCCACGAAAUGGCCUCGCACCACCCCAAAUACCCCCACAUCCCUCUCUUCCCUGCCCAAAAACUCUCCGACUUCUCCAAAACCCCCUACACCCUCUGGGAUUUCUUUCCCGCCACCUGGACCUGUCCGCACGAUAUCCAGCGCGUGGGCCGUCUCGGCGACGGCGGAAAAUGGGUCUGCGGCAUGAGUCUCUACGAAAAAUAUCGCCCUUCUUCUCCAUCUCCCACCAUCUCCUCCUCCUCCUCCCCCCAAACCGCAAACCCAGACGGAAGCGGCAUAACCAUCUACAGCUUCGGCGUGAACGACGAAUCCACCUUCGAAGCCGAGAUGCUCGCGCGCAUCCCCAACGCCCAAAUCCAGGCCUACGAUUUCUCCGUUUCGAAAUUCGGACCGCAGCUCUCCUCGUCCCACGCCGCGCGCGCACACUUCCACAAGUACGGAUUGGGAGCGAAAGAUAUGCCAUCGCGCACGCCGCCCUUCUACACGCUACAGACGCUCAUGAAGCAGAAUAAUCAUUCGUACAUCGAUAUUCUGAAGAUUGAUAUCGAAGGUUCCGAGUACACGGCGCUAGAUGCGUUUAUGGAUUUUCAUGAUGAGGAGGGGAGGUUGCCCAUCGGUCAGGUCAUGAUCGAGUUGCAUUUGGUGGAUGAUGAACAUGUGCAUUUUGAACGCUUUACAAAGUGGUGGGAGCGGCUGGAGAAAUUCGGUAUGAGACCUACGUGGUUCGAGACGAAUUUGUUGGCGGUGACGUUGGGAGAGGGGAAGACGGAUCCCAGGUGUGUGGAGUAUGUGUGGGUUAAUGUGAAAGAUGAGAGGAGUAUUUUGUUGGGGGAGUAA